CAAGGAGGUAUGUUAUACGGUAUGCGCGUAUUUAGAUCUAUAUUUUAAAAUUAUUGUGCUUUACAGGUCUGGGACCACUUCAAUUUCAAGACGUUUGGCGAGUAUAGUGAUUUAUACCUAAAAAUCGAUGUGUUGCUGUUGGCUGACGUCUUUGAAAACUUUCACGAUGUGUGUAUGAAAACAUACAACUUAGAUCCUGCAUACUACUUCACCGCCCCCGGCUUAAGUUUCCACGCAAUGUUGAAGUAUACGGGUAAGAAGUUGGAACUUCUGACAGAUUACGAUAUACUCUUGAUGUUUGAGAAUGGUUAGUAUAAUAUUAUAUUUAAAAAUAUACACUUAAACAUUUUUUUUUUUUAUUUUGGGUAUUCGUGGUGGAUUGGUGCAGGCCAGCAUGCGGUAUGCCAAGGCCAACAAUCCUAAGACACCUGGUUAUGAUGAGAUGAAGGAGAAAUCGUGGUUGAUAUACCAGGACUGUAACAACUUAUACGGUUGGGCAAUGUCCGAGUACAUGCCUACGGUGAGUUCAACUGGGUUGAACCCAACUUGGAUGGCUUGGACUGUUUAACAGCAACAUCGGAGAAAAGACGGGUAUAUGAAGUAGAUGUUUCUUAUCUGUAAGAGUUGCACGAUAACCAUAAUGACCUGCCUCUCCUGCCACAAAAUAGUAUACCACGUGGAUCAAAGGUACGAAAACUGAUGGCUACAUUUGAAAAGAAGACAAACUACGUUAUACACUAUACAAACCUGCAGCAGGCGAUUAAAAAUGGUUUAAUAGUUGAAAAUUUAAAUAUCUGCAUUUUAUAAGAUUUCAAACAGAUUUUUAACAUUUUUCUUAUUUUAUAGGUACAUAGAGUUAUACAAUUCAAACAGUCUGCGUGGUUGGCAGAUUACAUUAAACUGAACACUGAGAUGAGGAAGAAGGUUGGGAACGAUUUUGAGAGGGAUUUCUUUAAGCUUAUGACGCUGUAUUUGGUAGGUUCCUAAUAAACUUUUUAAACAUUUUAAAAUUUUAGUUUUGUACAGGAAAACUAUGGAAUCAAAACGCAAGCAAAUGAAGAUGGAGCUAGUGUCAUGUGAGAGGAGGUUGCAGAAGUUGAUCAAUAAGACUACAUUUAAGCACUGUACUAGGUAUAAUGAUAACCUCAACGCUGUGGAGCUUGAGAACAAAAUUAGUAAAUUUGAUAAACCAAUCUAUAUCGGAUUUGCAGUGCUUGAUAUUAGUAAAACACUGAUGUAUGACUAUCAUUUAAACAUUAUGAAAAAACACUAUGGAGAUAAUAUUAAGCUAAUGUACACCGAUACACGUUCUCUAGUGUAUCAUAUCAACACGAAAGAUUUUUAUGAGGACUUAACCAUCAACCUGAAUUUGUUAGAUCAAAUGGAUACAUCUGACCUGCCGAAAGAUCACCCUUGCCAUAUAGCCGAGCGUAAAAAGAUCCCAGGUCUAUUUUCUGACGAGACCAAGGGUGCUAUAAUGACUGAAUUCUGUGCGUUGAGAGCUAAAUCAUACUCGUUUAUUUUGGCUGGAAAGGAGAAAAUCAAAGCCAAGGGGAUAAGACAGCAUGUACUGAGAACUACCAAACACGUUCAUGUCUGUAGCUAG
Molecule: messenger RNA, 1606 nt
Organism: Acyrthosiphon pisum (pea aphid)
Lineage: Eukaryota; Metazoa; Arthropoda; Insecta; Hemiptera; Aphididae
Exons: 5
Coding region: 1034-1606 (190 amino acids)
Source: RefSeq, a predicted model, not a curated record